UGUGUGUGUGUGUGUGUGUUUAGGGGGGUGUCUUAUGGAGAGCCGGAAAAAAAAUCCCUGAUCUCAGAGAGCCGCGAUUCUCGGAGCGGCUGCGGGAGUUUUAGCGGCAUGUCGGCGGAUCGGAGCCGCUGCAGCUGAGAAGUUUAGCCGGCACACACGCUUCAGCCCCGGGGGAGCAUCCAGACCGAGCACCGAGCAGAAGCGGCGGCGGCGAACAUACGCACACACACACACACACAGGCGCGCGCCGGGGAAUCAUGCGGGCUCCUGCGCUCCGGCUGCUGGGACUCGUGUGGCACGUCUCCGCGCUUUUACGCAGCGCACACACCUACAAACUCCACCACAAGCAAGAGAGCUUCAUCCGGCAGCUGUCGGCAUAUGAGAUCAUCACUCCGGUGCGCUUGAAUGAUUUCGGAGACUCGUUUCCACAGCGGCUGCAUUACCGGCGGAGGAGGCGCAGUGCAGACACAGAUCCCUCUGCCUCUAGGGCUCAUUACCGCAUUGAGGCCUUCGGUCAGGCCUUUUACCUCAACCUCACGGCAGACUCCGGGUUUAUGGCUCCGUCCUACAGUGUUGUGCAUCUGGGAGAGCAGGAGAAUCGUGGAGAUGAUGCAGAUCUGCACCAUUGCUUCUUUAGAGGACACGUAAACGCACGCAGGGAACAUCACGCCGUCUUCAGCCUCUGCACUGGACUGGUGAGUGCAGGGUUACUAUUUAAAGUGGUACUGUAUGUUACAAAGUGUUGCGUUAGUUCUUUAAACAUAGCUAGAAGUGUUAGUUCCUUUUUAACUAUGUAACGUUUUUAGCAUUUAAAAAAGGUAAUAAAAAGGCAGUGUUAUGUUACUUUUCGUUACUUUUCAUUUAAGAAAAGUGAUGCAUUGCGUUUAUUUUUUGUUAAAUUUCUAUUUAAGCAAAUGAAUGCGUUGCGUUACUUUUCAUUACUUUUACAUUUAAGGAAAGUAAUGCCUUACGUUACUUUCAUAGCUUUUUUUAUUUAAGGUAAGUAAUGCGUUGCGUAAAUUUUCAUAACUUUUUCAUUUAAGAAAAGUAAUGCAUUACGUUACUUUUUCAUUACUAUUUCUUUUAAGGAAAGUGAUGCCUUACAUUAAUUUUCAUUACUUUUUCAUUUAAGGAAAGUAAUGCGUUGCCUUACUUUUCAUAAUUUUUUUUAAGGAAAGUCAUGCGUAACAUUAGUUUUCAUUACUUUUUCAUUUAAGGAAAGUAAUGCGUGACGUUACUUUUCGUUAAUUUUCAUCUAAGAAAAGUGAUGCGUUUUGUUACUUUUCAAUACUUUUUCAUUCAAGAAAAGUUAUGCGUUACGUUACUUUUCGAUACUUUUUUAUUUAAAGAAAGUAAUGCGGUAAGUAAAUUUUCACUACUAUUUCGUUUAAGGAAAGUAAUGCAUUAUGUUAGCUUUCAUAACUUUUUUAUUUAAGGAAAGUGAUGCGUUCCGUUACUUUUCGUUACUCUUUCAAUUAAGGAAUGUAAUGCCUUUACAUUAAAUUUACUUUAAAUGUAAUGCCUUCAUUAUUUUUGUUAUUUUUCAUUUAAGCGAUGCAUUACAUUACUUUUCGUUACUUCUUUAUUUAAGGAAAGUGAUGCUUUAUGUUACUUUUCGUUACUCUUUCAUUCAAAGAAAGUAAUGUGUUGCAUUACUUUUCGUUACUUUUUCUUGUAAGGAAAGUAGUGCGUUGCUUUAAUUUUCGUUAUGAUUUCCUUUGAGGAAAGUAAGUCUGUCAUGACGGCAGGACUAGUUCUGUUGGGGAAUAUUAGUCUUUGGUUUAAUUGUGUUUUAAUUACUGGACGAGUGAACUACACUAAAUGUAGAUCUGCGCUGGUAAUAGUUUCCUCCGCUGUGGCGGUUUUAUGGGAACGUGAAGCAUUUCUAGCUUGUAAUUACAAAUCCAGCAAAGUCCUGAGCGUGUUUUACUAGCAGGAAAUGAUAAUUACGGUGAUCCCGAGAUGAGCGCAGGAUUAGUCCUCUGUGAAGAUCAGGCUCUGGGUUAGUGGAGGUUUUCCUCCUCUGUUCUACUCCAGUGGACUCGACUAUAGUGAGUUUAAUCCAGCUGCAGAGCUUAGAGAGCUUCAGGGUUACUGGAGGAUUCAGUUCUUUUCUGAGCUGUGAUUGGCAAAUAUAACGUCUAAACACCAAUGCUGGAUAUUGUGGAUGUAAGUGACUCGGUGGAUUUAGUGAGUGGGUUAUUAUUGGUACUGCUACACAAAAUUUAACACAUGAUGUGUCUAUAUAUUGCUGACCAUGUGAGUGUGUGCAAGAAUCAAAGUGGCGCAGUGGGUAACACGAUCGCCUCACAGCAAGAAGGUCUCUGGUUUGAGUCUCGGCUGGGUCAGUUGGCGUUUCUGUGUGGAGUUU
This is a messenger RNA of Danio rerio (zebrafish), 2371 nucleotides long. NCBI's taxonomy places the organism in Eukaryota, Metazoa, Chordata, Actinopteri, Cypriniformes, Danionidae. The record is from RefSeq and is a predicted model, not a curated record.